UCUGAGCACGACUUGUCUAUUUCCCCGCGUGGAAAGUUGACGGACUUUUCCUCCACAUCUCCUGCAUUGUUUUGCCAUACACUCGAAGCGAGUGGGGGUGACAUAUUUUAGGCAAUGGUUGAAGACUUUUUUUGUUUGUUUUUUCCGUUUUUUGUUUUUGUUUUUUUUAAGUGCAAACAUAGUGGAUAAAGCUUAAUUUUAGUUUUCCUUCAAUUUUUUACGGCAAGUGACAGGAGCGAGUCGACGUACACAAUCUACACCGUGAGGUAGCGAGGGGACGCCAAAUGUCACUUCCAUCUUCUCGUGUGACAUGGCACAGCGACUAGAUCCGCUCACUUUCAAAUGGAGACCAGCUCCGGGAGAGGAUAAAUUGCGUGCUGAGUAGUGCGGCUUUGGCUCUUCCCGACUAAGAGACGAGAGCAAGCCGAGAGACAUGGACCCGCUUCGUUACGUGGGACUCGCAGCACUUUUGUGCGCAGUGGUGGACAGCAAGGCGAUCCUGGAGGGCCUGCAGAGGUACAACCCAAUGCCAAUCUAUCUGCCUGUCAGCUACCGGAUCCUUAAUGCUGAGUCAGCUUUCUUCCUACAGGAGACAAACCAGGAUUUAAUGAGGAAUUCCAGCCUUCAGGCCCGUACAGAGUCCUUCUUCAUCCACCAGGCUCGGCAGAUGCCCUUUGUCAACGCUAGUUACGGGCCACUGUCUGUACAGCAACCUGUCCCGCUGGAGAUGCUCCAGACCCAACCUGGGCCAUUCAAUACGCCCACUUUCACAUUAUCAUCAGUGCCAACAUCCCCGCCAUUGUCACCGCUCUUUACAUUUAACUGGAAGGUUCAUACUUACAUCAUCAAUGAGAGGAUUCACCCCAGCUGGCCAAAAGUCCAAGUGUUGUUCUAUAUCGCAGGGAGGGACUGGGAUGAUUACAGCGCCAUCCAAAAGCUGCCCUGCAUCAGGAUGUUUGCAUUCCAUGAGACUCAAGAGGUGCAGGGGACAUGCAGGCUGAAAGGUGAACUGGGGAUUUGUGUUGCUGAGCUGGCGCCUCUUGCUAGCUGGUUCAGCCCACCCAGUGUCAGGCCAGGUAGGCAGAGGGUAUCCGAGCAGGCUCAAGGCACUCCUGUGGAGCUCUACUACAUAGUUCAAACCACCAACACUGGGCACUGCAAUGCCGAGGACUCCCGGAAAGGCAACACUAUCCGUACGGAGCAGCAUGGUCCGAGGGGCUAUUCUGGGGGGCAUACACCAAUGCAACGCAUUGGGAGCGUCAGGCUCUUUCAGCCACUAUUGGAACUGAAACUGGACAGUAACUUUUUGGUCAUGGUGCCCUCCAAACCUAUCCGACAGAGAGAAACUGUAUCUGCUUUCCUGGCUCUGUCGAUGCUUUCGUCAGUGCAGAUGUUCACCCUCAGGGUGAAGCUGAAAGAUGGAGUGGCAUUCCUGGGGGCCAGAGCCAGUAACCCGGUACCGUGGACGGUGAGUCAGGAUGUCAGAAGUGAAGGUCACAGAGUCGUCACCCUGCACUGCCGAAGGAAGGAGAACAACUUCGGUCAAAGAGAAGAGGCGGCGGGCUACCAGCGAGUGUUGCAGGUGGAUCUGGAGAUGAACGGGCUGAUGGUGCCUGAGGCUGGCAGAGAGGUGACUUGGCAGGUGGAGUAUCCGCUCACCCGCACCCAGACAAGUGAGGUGCAGACGAUCAUCCGCCUGGCACCGCAGGACUUGGGCGGCAUCGUGCCACUAGCAAUGGACACGGAGAUCCUUAACACGGCCGUCCUCACCGGUCGUACAGUCGCUGUGCCCGUAAAGGUCAUCACCGUGGGAACAGACGGGGCAGUUUCGGAUGUAACCGAGUCGGUUGAAUGCAGGUCAACUGAUGAACAAGUUAUUAAGGUGUCCGAGAGAUGUGACUACGUGUAUGUGAAUGGAAAAGAGACGCAAGGAAAGAGCAAGGUGAUGCUCAACUUCACCUACAGCUUCCUGAGCGCACAGCUGGGGAUGAGCGUGUGGAUGCCCCGCCUCCCCUUGCUCAUCGACGUGGCCGACCCUGAACUCAGUCAAGUCAACGGCUGGAAGGUUCCUGUCGCUACGGGACAAAUGAGGCAAGACCUGAUUGCGUAUGACAAGGAAGAUGACAACACGGGCGAGGAGAGGACGGAGAAGUCCUGUGCACCUCAGUACCAGAGCACCACCCUGCAAGUUCUUACACAUUUUGUGUCCGAAAGCGAAGAGGUCCAAGAGGCUGGUGACGAGGAAGAGCGAGGCCCGCAGAACUUCCUGUUGGGCAGCGACUGGCAGGUGGACGUGACGCAACUGGUCAAGGACUUUCUGAGGGUGGAUGACCCAAAGAUUGCUCGUCUGUGGGAAAGCCAAGUCAUAAUUGGACGAAGCGCUGGAAUGACCAAAAUACAGGUCCUGUCUCCCCUGACAUCAUUGGUCCUGGCUGAGAGGGCCAUCAGGGUGCUGGAUGAUAAAGUGAGUGUGACAGAGCUGGGGGUGCAGUUGGUUUCUGGACUCUCGCUGUCCCUGCACCUCAGCCCAGGGAGCAACAGUGCCAUUGUCGCCACUGCAACCACACAGGAGGUCAUUGAAGCGCCCCAACAGGAGUCCUUUAUCAGUGGCUGGCUGCAGUUUAGCGAUGGCUCUAUGACUCCACUAGAGAAUUUCAACCCAGCCCAUUUCACCCUGACAGCCACCUCGCUGGACGAGCGGGUGGUGGUGGUGGUGGUGCAGCGCAAUGCGGCCUGGAGGUGGCCGGUCAUCAAGGCAAAGGGUGAAGGUCAAGGUUUGCUUGUACGUGUUGAAAUGAGCAUGGCCGAGAUGUGCCAGAACGGAAAGAAGCGCACCAGUUUGGCCACUGGGAUGGCCAAUGUGCAGGUGAGGUUUGGAGGGCCCGAGGAACUCUAUAAACAUUCAGGAGAGCGGCGUACACGGCCCGAUAGUCCUUAUUAUGGCGGAUCCAUCUCUGAUAUGGAAAGUGGGCUAUUUAACCGCGGAGCUACUACCAUCAGGGGCCAUGUUCCCGUGAGGGCCAAUGGGGGGCGUCUGUCUACAGACGCUGGGGAAAAAAUCCUAAGUGAAUUCUCAGACUAUCCGGAUCAGGUUGAGCAUCCGCGUAGUCGCAGCACUGAUGACGAUCUGCCGACCCGAAGAGCCAUGACAGAUCUGGAGAUUGGUAUGUACGCCCUGUUGGGAGUCUUCUGCCUGGCCAUCCUAGUAUUCCUCAUUAACUGCAUCUCUUACACGUACAAGUACCGAAGCAAGCACCUGUCUCUCGAGGCCCCAGAGACGAUGCCUCAUUCCCACGACUGGGUUUGGCUGGGCCAAGAGGAGGGCUUAUGUCUGCAGCAACAGCACCACCAACUGGACGAGCUGGACGGGACCCCCGAGGAAGGUAGCCAGCUGUUAAAUGGCGGCGCCCAGCAUGGAAAUACUGGGGCGGGAGCAUGUAGGGAUCCCAGGAAUGAGUCUCUCAACUCCCCUACAACCAAGAGAAAGAGAGUGAAAUUCACCACUUUUUCCAACAUCAAAUCCAGUAAUGGAUGUCCUGUCCUUAGCCCUUUAGCAUUAAUGCAAAACAGUGAGAUCAAGUGGGUUUGUCCGGACAUUGAGCUUGGGGACUCGAAGGACCUUAGGAACUACAUGGAAAAGUUGAAUGAGAACGCUAUCAAGAACAUUGCUUAGAAGCUGGUCGGUGAUUCAGUGAACUUAAGUGAAACUCACCUGAAUGCCUUCAGAAUGAAGAAGGGAAGUACAAGGAAAUAAGGCAAUGAAGAAACCAGAUGUUGACUCUUCUUUCACUGUAACUCACUCACGCACCGGGAUAGAACUUUGGACCUGGGACGGCCCUGGAAAAGGAAGAGCGACUGACCGUGAUAAGUUAUUCGCAACAGCACCACUACAAAAGAUGAAAUGUGAACUUGAUAUUCUUGCUUAACUUAAAUGUUUGUUCUUUGUAUUUAAUUGAGUUUCCGUUUCAGAUUAUGUGCGUCCUGUACUUUGGUUUGUUUUCUUUUUGGAUCAUCAUAUUUUAAUUGUAUUGUAGUUGUUUGUGCUCUGCUUGCUUUUGCGGUGUUGCUGUAUGCCCUGUACAAAGCAGCGCUUAUAGAUUCUUGGAGGAAUUUUUUUACCUAUAUAAAUGCAAAGUUUUAUUUAGAAGUAUUGUAUGUACAGUAACAGUUUGUAAAAAGACAUUUUCUUUCAGAUCAAUGCAUGAUGUGAAGGAGGAAUGUGUGUUGGAUCUGGUACCUGGAAUGAAGGCGUGUAGAUAAGGAAUAGCCCUGGGGACAUGUCAGUACCUGUAGUAUUAUUGCAGUCACACAUUGUAAAAAUUUGUUUUGGGUCAGCUUCUGUAUGUUGCUACUGAUUUGAAUUGUGUUCUUAGCUGACUUUCUCCCCUUUCCAUUAUGAGUCCCCAUUUUUGUUUCUGUUAUUUCGCUCACUAAUUUGAUUCAUUUGAAUAGAAUACACACACAUAUAAAUUCUGAUUUUCAUGACGAGCAUCAUAGACAAUCUCGUAUUUUUAAGAAUUCAGUCGGGUGUACCAUCUGUAUGGCCUAAAUUACACACUUAAAGAACUGUA
This is a messenger RNA of Phycodurus eques (leafy seadragon), 4571 nucleotides long. Its product is annotated as transmembrane protein 132C. Bases 434 to 3673 code for a protein of 1079 amino acids. NCBI's taxonomy places the organism in Eukaryota, Metazoa, Chordata, Actinopteri, Syngnathiformes, Syngnathidae. The record is from RefSeq and is a predicted model, not a curated record. The transcript has 11 exons.